Messenger RNA from Mollisia scopiformis, 748 nucleotides. RefSeq lists its product as uncharacterized. The transcript has a single exon. The coding region runs from base 102 to 536 and encodes 144 amino acids. NCBI's taxonomy places the organism in Eukaryota, Fungi, Ascomycota, Leotiomycetes, Helotiales, Mollisiaceae. The record is from RefSeq and is a predicted model, not a curated record.
UAGCUUACGAACAUGGGGACAAAAGUCCGUGCGUUCAGGCUGUAGAACCUCGAAAUUAAAACUCUUCACAUUAGGACUAAACUAUCAACAACUCCACCAUUAUGGAUCCUUUUACCACUCCACCUAUGUCUCCACGUCUCCCAGGUGCAGAGAUCAGAACCAAGCACAAAGAGGGCAUACGCCGGCUCUUCAAAUUCGCUAAAAUAGGCCUGCAACAGCUCCAGGGCUACUACCACCUAGGAGACAGCACAGUUAGGAAGAUCCUACUAUACGAUGUGCCUGAAAGAGCGCGCCCUACACGCACAGGGAGACCCAGAGAAUCCCUCAAUGAACAGGAGGUUAGAGAUAUUAUUGAGUAUGUUUGCACCGACCAUGCAACUAGAGUGCUGAAUUGGAUCCAAAUACACGAUGAAUUGCAACUCUCUUGCUCUGUUAAGACCCUCAAACGCCGCUGCAAAGAAGCUGGAUACUACUCUUGUAUCUGCUGCCAAAAGCCCUACCUCACUAAGACCCAAGCCAAUGCGCGGUGGCUGUAGGGGAUAGCACACAUGUUUUGGACUAUUUGGGAAUGGAGUCAGAUACUAUACUCAGAUGAGGUCACAUUUCAAGUUGGAGGGAAGAAAUACAAGCAGAGGUGUAUUAGGAAUAAGAAGGAACGCUAUCAUCCUAAUUGCAUUCAAUUCCAAAUGCAUAGAGGUGGUACUAUUCCUGUACACUUCUUUGGUGCUGUAGGCUACGGAUACAAAAG